Molecule: messenger RNA, 2174 nt
Organism: Chara braunii
Lineage: Eukaryota; Viridiplantae; Streptophyta; Charophyceae; Charales; Characeae
Source: the annotation of a GenBank genome assembly
UGGCGUGGGUUAAACAUCCAGAAAUUGAAUGAUCGUAGCCGCCAGGUACGGAAAGAUACAGAUUGUGGCGAGGCUUUUCGUAGGGAGGCAGGUGCUCGUGUUGUACCGACACACAUGAACAGUGAGGCCCUCAGCCUCUCGCCCUAUCCAGCACGACAUGCAAAACUGGCGUCUUGUGCACAUCGGGAUAUGUUGUCUCGUGAAAGUCCGUUUCUCUCCAUCUCGCGCCUCUGCAGUUUGUCGUCUUGCACCAUUAACUUACUGAACGCGGAAGACGACGAACAGCCCUCCAUGAGCCAGUACUCACAGCAUGCAGGCUUGUCUUCUAUCGAAGACUGGGGGUACUCGGAGACCCAGAAUGAGGCCCCACCUGCUGCAUGUAUCGGUUCGUCAUCACAGGUGGUGGGACAGCAACAGCAGUGUUUCACACAUGAUGGCUGUCAGUCCCAAUGUCCCAUUGGAGACAACGUCGGGACAAAUGUCGGAGUACCGAAGGGAGAUGUGCAGCGGCCCCACACGAGCUCUACGUUCCUGUUCGGGGGUCCAGCAUGGAGUGGGGGGCCCGUCCGUAGCCCGGACAAUGCACAUGUCAUUGGUCCUAUGACCGAUGUCCCACGUGCAUCUGUUGUCACAGGUCACAGACAGUUGUCAUCUCCAGUUUCGCCCGUCGGGGGGUUCCAAAUCGGCUUACGCGAAGAGGAUGAGGUUACCCUUCGGCAGCACCUGCGAAUGCGUGCGAUGGCCAUGUCAGAUGGCCUUUCUCUGUCACCGGACGAACGUGACAUCAAUGGUAUUAUGACAUCUCCUGCUCGUAACGGCGGAAGCCGCCAUGGCAGUCCCGGUCCCUCCACAGUCAGUUCUGUGGAUAAUGACACGAUGGGGUGUCGUUCGUCACACCUCCCUGCAGCACUCUCGGCGAUUCCCCACGCGAGUUUCCCACUGUCACCUGACCCAUUCCGUCGUGAUGGUUCACCGCAGCCGCAUAGACCACGAACCGGGUCACUGGAGUACGUCAUCAACCGCAUCAUUCGGGCCAAUGAAGCCGGUGUCCCACCGGUGGACUGCCCAACCAACACGACGCUCGGAGGCGAGGCGGUUGUAGAUCCGACAGCCCCGUGGCGCACCCCUCCCCCACGUGUACCGUUUGAAGGUCUGAACAGUCCGUCUCCGGUCACUGCGCAGUCCACCUCGCAGCACACUCCAUGCAAUGUGGAGAACUUGGCAGGCACGAACGAAGUGAAGAGUCUUAUGGGGGAAGAGACGGAGCCGUUGGGUCGCGCGAGGCUGAAAGCAGGUUUCUGGAAGGAUGUGGAGCAGCGCAUGAAGGGAAAGGGCUUCAACCGUAACGCUCAUCAGUGCAAGAACAAGUUCAAUACACUCCUUGACUACUACAGAAGAUUGAAGGUGCACGAAGGCUGGUCUGGUUUGCCGAGUUACUGGGACAUGAACCAAACAAGGCGGAAGAAGUACAACAUCGACUUCGUUCUUCGUCGGGCUUGGUAUGACAUCAUACACCCAGUGGGGAAAGACAAGGACUCCAUUUAUCUGACGAAUUUGAUGGACUCAGGGGCGGACGAGGAGCGUCUUGAAGACAGCGAGAGGUGCAACGAUAUUGAUGGUGAGACGGAGGGAGGAAGUGAAGACCCGGCGGUCGGGUCAGCCAGUUCACUGGGGCUUGGGAGUUCACAGGGUGGGCGGCGUUCAACGGGCUUCGAUCCGAUGCUCAGUAAACGAAGGAGAACUGCCAUAAAUGCACGCGAGUUGAGUAUGCAGACUGUGACAAGUGCUACGUGUGAUCACACCGCCGCUCUCACAUGUUCUGACAGGGAGUGCAUGAAGAUAUGUUGCGAAGCGACACGUGACAUCGCAAGGCACCAGGCUGAGGCUCAUCGGGAACUUAUGCAGCAGGACAUUCCGUCACGUGAGAGGAUAGCUACUAUAACUGGGGACGGGGUGGAGAAGGGUUAUCUCGUUCUUGCAGAUGCCAUCCGAAGUUUGCGUCCUCGUAGGAACAGUCCAUCUUCUCGGCCAGAUAGCAGCGAUUCGCGGUAGUUGUAGUUGUGCACGGUGUGGAAGUUCGUUUUGUCUCAUAGGUGUUCUCAAAUUUCAAUUUUUUUUGGUCGUCUCCUACUUUAAUCGCUGCCUCGUAGAGUUCUGUAACAGCACUUCAAGCU